UUUUGUUGCUCUGAGCGACGAAUGCUAAAGGUUUGCUAGCAUAGAAGCUAAAGUCGAAUGGCAAGGUUUCCUCAAUGGAAAUAUUUAGCUUUAAUUAACUGAAUACCCCAGAAACGUUAUUUUUUUCACUUGUCGUAUUUAUGACUGAUUUCAGUACACAGUUUAGUACAAAGUUUAGUCAAUAAUUUAAAUUUGUCUUUUUCUUUGCUGAUACACAUUGAGGCAGCUCUGCUGUCUGGCUGAAAACACAAUGGCUAAUAUGAUAGAAAAUCAUCCGCCUGCUUUAGACAUUCGGGCAUUUUGGAUUACGAAUGGAUGUUAUUAUUUUCCUAGAUUCCUGAGAGAAAUGCCUUAUAGUCUAACAAUAUACAUUCAAAGAAAGUUUGUCUCCAAAUCUGUAUUAUCUGCCAGACACAUAAAGAACACCUACCCUUGAAUGCUUUCAUUGAGAGUUAAAUUCUCCCCCAAAGAAACUCUGAAGAUUAUCAUUUGCCAUGCGGAUCAGUUUGUGCCAAGGUCUGUUAACGGGUGCCAUCAUCCUCAACCUCCUCAUACUAUAUUAUGUUUCUCGAGCCCAGCAGCAGAUGAUGGAGAAAAGGAAGGAGCUCGGGAGGGGUUCAAGGAGAGCUGUGCGGCCGGCUUCCCCUUUUGGCGGUGCCUUAGGUGAGCAUGGAGGAAUGGCUGCCGAGGGACAUGGCAGGGGGCCACGAGUGACUGUUCUUCUUCGGGAAUUUGAAAACUUUGAGAAUUAUGUUGGGGAUGUAGCCAGUUCCUUCCUCCGUCAACGUCCAGAGCUUCCCUUUCUGGCUGUGGCUGACACGUUUCCAUACCCGCCCCUUGUGCUUCCAGAGGGUGCACGGCUUUUGGUUCUCUCUCCCAGCCCCGAACAGCCUCCCCAGGCUCAUAGGCCGGAGUUUCACGUUCAGACAGAGUUUGUGCUGUUGGUGCCUGAUGGAGUGGAGCUGGAGCAACCAAGAAUUUUUGAGAGACUUAUUAAAGAGUUGGAAGGUGAAGGGGGAGGACCUGUGAGGUUGGUAGCUGUGCCUGUAUUAGCGCGAUCUGCAGUGCAGUGUCUUCAUCUGCGUGUGAAUCUCAAAGAGUGGACUGCCACCUACUCACCGGCCGCCUCAGGGAGCAGUGGGAGUGUGUGCACAGCUUUACAAGGAGAUGCGGUAGUCCUGAUUCGAACAGAGGACCUUUUUAACCUGUCAGUCCCCCUGGGGCGUCCCCUCUUUCCUGCCCUCUUUGUUCAGACUACUUUGAGGGGCUGGAAGGUCAAGCUGCUAGAGAGCCCUUGUUUCUCUGCAAACCACCGGCCACUUUUCAACUCUGCUCAUAAUCAGUGGAAGGCCGACACUAUACUGAAGGAAGCUACAGGAAGGCUCAUGAGAAACUUUGGUUUGAAGCGUCUCCUGCUUCCCGAGGGAAAGGAGCAGUGGUUUGGCUGCACCAAAGAGACUCCUCGCUGCUUUGGCACUGUGCAGGAUGACACUCCAGACUACCUGUAUUUGGACCGCUGGACUCCUCCGUGCUGUCUGCGAGCGCUGAGAGAAACAACCAAAUAUGUCAUCAAUGUCCUGGAGAGCUCCGGCGUGCGUUACUGGCUAGAGGGCGGUUCUCUUCUUGGCGCUGUCCGCCAUCAAGAUAUCAUCCCUUGGGAUUAUGAUGUGGACCUGGGUAUCUAUUUGGAGGACGUGCCCAACUGUGACCACCUGAAGAACCUGGACUCAGGCUCUCUGGUAGAUGCUAAUGGCUAUGUAUGGGAGCGGGCUGUGGAGGGUGACUUUUACAGAGUUCAGUACAGUGAGGCGAACCACCUGCAUGUGGACCUGUGGCCUUUCUACUCACGCAACAGCGUCAUGACUAAAGAUACUUGGACAGAGCACAAACAAGACGUAGAGUUCCCAGAACACUUCCUGCAGCCUCUGGUGCCCAUGCCCUUUGCUGGCAUCACGGCUUAUGGCCCCAACAACCAAAGGGCCUUUUUGGAGCUAAAGUUCGGAGAGGGUGUGAUUGAGAAUCCCCAAUAUCCCAAUCCCAUGAAAAAAAGACUGGAUAGAAGCAAAUUAUGAGCGACAGUUGGGGCUCUAAGACUCUUUUAUAUGUUGCACUGUAUUUAUUUGUUUACUGAAAAAAAAUACCUCAAAAAGUUUUCUUUGAAUGAUGUGAUUUUAGCAAGGUCAUAGCUAUAACGGUUUGAGUGUAACUAGCAUUACAAGCUGCCAAUAUUGUAUUCGAAGCUGCUCUAGGUUUUGUAAUGUCAGAUUUAAUUGUAAAAUAACUUAAAGUUUGAAUGUUAUAUCUGUUCUUUAAGAGAUGCACACCCUUAAAAAGGCUACUAGUCCGGACACAAUUAACAAUCAUUAACUGGUUCGCUGUAUAGUUGACUAAGUGUAUUGUAUAGCAUUAAUGUAAUGGCUGUGAAGGUAAAUUUUUUUUUAAAUGUUAAAGCUCUUUAUGGUAAAAGUUGUGAUUACCUGCAGGUUUUGAAAUUUAAUGCACCCAAUGAUCUCAGUUCUGUGGUAUUUGUUUUAAAGUCCUUUUAGUGCUGCCCUCGUUGGGUUGAACAACAUUGCAGUUGAAUUUUCCUGUUGGUUCAAACAUUACAUGCUGGUAACAUCUCUUGAACAAAUAAGACUGUUACUCUUCGAUGACAAGAAGAGGAGUUGAAGUGUUUGAAAAAAAAAAUUUCUACUUCCAUAUCUUGUGUGAUGUUGUAAGCCUGAGGUCCGUCCACUAUACUGGCCCCUCUAGAACCGGCCAGAAAGUUGGGUACAGUCGGGAAAAGCCACCCUGAGUAUAAAAUGUCACCAACACCGUGUCUGCAACAUUCAGCGCAUCUCGUUUCCAUGUAAAAUGUUGAUGGUCGACAUAAACCAGCCUUUAGAGAGCAACAUAAAGCUAGCAGCCAAUAAGGCUCCGCAAAGCCUUCCUCAACCUCUGGCGUCAAGGAGGUUAAAAAAAUCCUCCACCUCCAAAGGUUUGUCCAUGACGUAAUUUCCAGUGUCAGUCUGCUUGCUGUCCAUGCUUUAAUAAGGCUAGCUAAGCUAGCUGCCACUUUCUUCCGUCCUGACCACACCGCACAGUUGACAUGUCCCCGGUGGUCGCCUGCACUUUUUUACUGUCCCAAAACAAUGUCACACUACAGUACACAGACAAAUGUCGAGCACUAGGACCAAUCGGAAAACUGAAGCCCGCUUCCCUGAGUUUAGACAGCCAGUAAGCUCCUGAUUGGCUCACCGUCUUUUCUUGUUUGAUUUGCUGUCACUCCUGAGCUCACGUCACAAACAUCUGAUGCGCCGCUGAAUCGGGUCUGUGAUUGGAUGGUAAAAACGCAGAAGUUAGUUAUAUUAAAAAAUACUUGCAUCCCUCCCACUUCUGAACUUAAAUUUCAUCCAUGACCCUUUCUAAACCCCAGCUCCUGAUCUCAGUAAUUAGCCUUGCAACUUAGAGACUUUCAUCACUGUCGGUGGUGUUUUUCUAAAUUUAUCAGGGCUGUAUUUAUAUGGAGUGAGUUACACUUCAACUUAUUUGGCCUUAAUUUUCCCCACUGUGUCUUUCUUGUGUGUUAUUAUUCUAGCAUUCUCUCCCCUUUCACAUUUCUCUCAUACAUUGGAAUACAUUUACAAGAAAAUUAAACCUUAAACACAAACUAAACAUUAUAUUAUGGAGUCUUACAUAGAACAUUUUGAGGGAAUAGAAUAAUAGUACCAGGGUAGGGCUGUAACAUUGCAUAACUAUGCCUAUAUUAUUAUCGAAAGUUGUUGAAAUACUCAUACUUAUUAAGUUGCAUUUUCCUCUUUAUGUUCCUUUAUUCAAAAUUGUCCAUCCAGCUACAAUUUGUGACAGUUUUGUUAAUUCUGCAUUCCACAGUGAACACAUUUGUUUUUGGUAUUGCACAUCCUAUAAAUGAUUGUUAGAGCAGGUCGAUGUAAUCUAGUUACAAACUUGAAAGAGAAAAAAAACAAAUAAGUCACGUUUCAAGGGUGAAGCUGGCUAAUAUUAGAAUCAACCAGACUGAAAUAGUCACAAAGAAAGCAGAAAUUAUUAAUAUAUAUAAAAAAAAAAAUCUGCAAUCUGUCUCUCAGUUACCCUGUUUUGUUUAUGUUUUUGGCCUUUUCUGUAUCUUACAGUUACUUUUCAAUUGACAGGAUAAUAUAACUUUUUUAUUUUUUAAGCUAUGCUUAAUUCUGCAUUCUUGGUGUAUUGUUGUUCCAUGCACGGUUUUUUUUUUUUUUUAAGUUUGUUUUGUGUAACAAUCUUGUUUAAAAUUAAAGAAUAAAAGCUUGACUAUCUUAAAUUCAGAGCAUCAUACAUUUUGAAUAAUAAAAGCUGCAUAUGAAGGUAUUUUCUUUAAAAUGUAGAUAUUUGUAAACUUUACAUGAAGGUGAACUUGCAUGUACCAUUUACGGAGUUUGUUUACGUUUUUUUUAUUUAAGUUUUCCUUAAAUAAAUGCAAUUUUUAGGUUCACUGAGAGCAAGCUUGAUUCACCGGUAGAAUAGAUUGCAUAAUGCACAUGUUCGUAACCAUACAGUGCCUUGCAAAUGUAUGCAUACCCCUCAACAGUUGCAGCUACAACUGUAUUUUAUGAUUAAAUAUUAAUAGACAGUAAUUUUUUAAAGAGGAAGCAAAAUAAUGCUUAGGUUUCUGUUUUUUCUAAUAAAUAAUGAAAGGAUGAUGUUUAGUUGUACUCAUUCUGCUAUUGUCAAUCUAAAACAACUUUACAAAUUUAGCGUGAAUCUUUACUGCUGUUCAAAUAGCUGAAUCUCAAUUAAAUUGAAUAUAACGCUGAUGUUACUAUUGACGCUUUAGCUCUGAAUAUUCUUACAUAUGAAUAUGGUUGAGCUAAAAAUUUAAUUUUCUUUCUAUUUAACAAAUUAGCGCCGUUUUUUGUUGGUCAGUUUCAUUUUAAGAUGUUUUUUUAUAGGUACAGGUACUUUGCAAGGAAUUGCAUACAAGUCAUAUGUCUGGUUUUGUCAUUAAAUUUUAUUUUUUUCUGCA
Molecule: messenger RNA, 5002 nt
Organism: Cyprinodon tularosa
Lineage: Eukaryota; Metazoa; Chordata; Actinopteri; Cyprinodontiformes; Cyprinodontidae
Gene: fkrp
Product: fukutin related protein
Exons: 2
Coding region: 495-2072 (525 amino acids)
Biological process (GO): protein O-linked glycosylation via mannose
Cellular component (GO): Golgi apparatus
Source: RefSeq, a predicted model, not a curated record